AUGAAUCAUUCAGAUAGAGAUGCAUAUCUACAAUUAGGUGAGAAAUUAAAUCAAAAACAUUCAGAUCAAUUAUCAACCCAGCUACAAAUUUUAAGAUCAGUAUUAAUAAAUUUUAUUAAUGAAAAUGGUGAAGAAAUUCAAAAAAAUCCUGAAUUUAGAUCAAAAUUUAAUGAAUUAAGUCAACUGAUUGGAAUGGACCCUUUAGAUGUUUUGAUUUAUUCUAAUUCUACUACAAAUCAAAAAGAAAAUUAUAAUAAUUUUUUGAUUGGAUUAUCUAUUAAAAUUGUUGAAGUAUGUCAAGAAACUAGAGAUUUGAAUGGUGGAUUAAUCAAUUUAAAUGAAUUAAUAUCAAUACUUAAAAUGUCUUUUGAAUCAACUAUAUCAAAAGAUUUAAAUCUAAAGAUAGAACUAAAAGAUAUUGAAAAAUCAAUAACAAAAUUAAAAUCAAUGGGUAAAAAUUAUGAAAUUAUAACUAUAAAUAAUAUAAAAUGGUUAAAAUUUUCAUCUAUAGAAAAUUUAUCAAAUGAUCAAAUUAAAAUUUACGAAUUAUGUGGAUUCAUGGGUGGGUUUGUUACGCAUAGAUUAAUUAAAGAUAAUUUUGGUUGGGAUGGUAUAAGAUGUAAAAAUGUAAUUGAUGAAAUGAUAAUGAAUGGACUUUUAUGGGUUGAUUCUCAAGGUGGUGAAGAAUGGCAAUAUUGGGAACCUUCUUGGAUAUCACAUUAA
This is a messenger RNA of Lodderomyces jiufengensis, 723 nucleotides long. RefSeq names its product ESCRT-II subunit protein (gene VPS22). Lineage: Eukaryota; Fungi; Ascomycota; Pichiomycetes; Serinales; Debaryomycetaceae. Gene Ontology annotation, biological process: protein transport to vacuole involved in ubiquitin-dependent protein catabolic process via the multivesicular body sorting pathway. The coding region runs from base 1 to 723 and encodes 240 amino acids. The transcript has a single exon. Gene Ontology annotation, cellular component: ESCRT II complex. The record is from RefSeq and is a predicted model, not a curated record.